CCUUACUAUAUAAUUUCCUUGUAUACUUAUUGAUAUGGAGGUAGAAUACGCUAGAACGUGGCAUUGCUUAGAAACCUGCUCGGACUUUAGAAGAGGGGCUACGGUUACCGGUGGCCUAAAUUUAUGCGGCAACUUGGCUGCGCUUACCGGGUGGGUGCUAACCCGCUCCGGUUACACCCUUGUGGAUUGCUCCGAAUUGCACAGGAGUGGGAGGGGCUGAUUGUAGGGGAGCAGGGCGCGGCACGCUUCAUAAAAUCACUAGUUGCAAAAGUCACAGUACCACC
Molecule: messenger RNA, 284 nt
Organism: Mytilinidion resinicola
Lineage: Eukaryota; Fungi; Ascomycota; Dothideomycetes; Mytilinidiales; Mytilinidiaceae
Exons: 1
Coding region: 35-220 (61 amino acids)
Source: RefSeq, a predicted model, not a curated record